Molecule: messenger RNA, 1722 nt
Organism: Bacidia gigantensis
Lineage: Eukaryota; Fungi; Ascomycota; Lecanoromycetes; Lecanorales; Ramalinaceae
Exons: 2
Coding region: 1-1722 (573 amino acids)
Source: RefSeq, a predicted model, not a curated record
AUGAAGUUUUUACUUGCUGUGAGUGUCAAUCAUCAGGAGCUGAAGGAGAAAAUCGUGGAUCACCUCGCAGAUAUUGGAGAUCAAUUCAAAAUCAUGGACGGAUACAUUCGGUUGUUUCCAGAGGCGGACAUGGUCGAGCAGGUUGCUGGCGUCUAUGAUAAUUUUAUAAAAUUCCUUCAGCUCUCCAUUGACUGGUGUAGGGAGAAUGUAUUUGGUGAGGUACCUUUACAAGAUCGUUUAAUAGUGCUGAUCUAUUCGACGCCAGUCAAAUUCUUCAAAAAUGUUGCCCUGCCUUAUCAAGCGCGCAUCAAGCCAACCAUUGAUGAGCUGAAUAAGUACUCAAAGAGGGUCAAAGACCGCGUGGACGUAAAUAAUACCUACCGGCUAGCUGUGAUGCAGAACGACAUAUCGGCACUCAUUACCAGCCUCGACGAUACAAAGAGACUGCAGAUCAGCUCACACACCACCAUCGCACAACUGCUUCGAGCAAUUGCACAAGAGCAGACUAAGAAAGAAGACGUAGGAAAGGUGCAAAGCUCUGGAGACAGCCAACCCAAGAGCCAAAAAAGACUCACAUAUUCCGCUCCUUUAUCUUUAGAUGAACCCAUGCAGGCCCUUCCAGACCAUCAACCUCCUCUCGAGCACCUCAAACAAUGCGCAGUGCAAAGCUUACAACUUGAGGUUGAUAAUUCUUACAACGCACUUGCUCUUCAGGACAAGCCGGAAGUCAAGUCAUGGUUGAAGAGUCGAGAAUCAACAUUGCUUUGGAUUGACGGAUUCGCCCAUGCCCGCGCAAGUAAAUGGACAACCGAGUUCUCAGUCGAUGUUAUGCUCAAAGCAAAAGAGCAAGGAAGUAUUGUGCUCUUCUACUUUGCCGAUAUAGCAGCAGAAACAUAUGGAGAUCCGAGUGCCACUUACUUCGCACUGACAAAGACCAUCAUCAAUUCCUUCGUCGCGCAGCUCUUACUGCAGUAUCCGUCCCUUGUUCAAGCGCAAAGAGACUGGUUGACAGCUCAGCGCUGGGCUCACGCACGAGACAGCACGAAGGGUGCAUGGGCGGUCUUGCAACAUCUGCUGCACUCGCUCGCAAACAAACGAGGCAUUCUAUAUAUUAUGCUUGACAGUAUCGAUGCCCUAGAUGCGGACAAUAGUAGGUCGAACAACCUCGCCGCCCUUUUACGACGAAUGUCCGCUCUGGUGACCCUUUCUCCUGCACGAGGAAGUGGUUUAUCAGGUUCACGACUUGCCUUGAAAAUCCUAAUUACCACUACCAGUGGCACAAAGCAUACAGUGCUCUUUCCAUCAACAGCAUCUUGCGGACCUCACUCUCACACUUUGAUCCGUGUUCCGCAGACUUUCGGCCAACACAAUAUCCCUCGAGUUCCUGCUCACCAGCACAAACCCCGCUUGAAGCGCCUUGUGCGUUUGCCAGAUUCUGACGAAGAAUUUGGAUUUAAAGCGGCGGAUAGCUUUGAAUUUUCCGAUGAAGAAGGCUCAGAAGACAUGGCCUUCAGUAGCGAUGAGGAGGUGAACAAUGAAUCGCCCAAACAUGACAGUCAUCUUGUACUGCGAACUCACCUCUCCUUGAGGACGAGCCGGAGUUGGAUUUCAGUGACGAAGAAGCUUCUGGCAGAGCAGAGGAUCAGGCGAAUGCUGAAGACAUCCAAUUUUCGUCAUCGGACGAUGAAAGAUAAGCCCGUCCUUUCGAUAGCCUCAUCAUGA